GUCGCUUACCAGUUUAGAUCAUCAGAUCUUUAUUUCAACGGCCUGGAGAUAAAUAUGCCUUGAUUACCAUUUCCUUAAUGCACAAUUCUCUCAGCGGCUUCAGCUCCUAUGAGUUCGGCCUCUACAAAGCUGUUUCUCAUCAAAAUAUUCCAAUUUCACAUAAGACCCGCAUAAUGGCUGCGAACAACUCUGCAGGAUUCGGCUCACACAUCUCCGAGGGCUGCCCAUGCGGAGGCCUUGUGAAUGCCUCCGUCUCUAGCUCAAAUCCUUUUUGCCAGGAGCCCGUCAUAUCCUCAGUGUGGCUUGAACAGGGCGAAUAUUUCUUUGACGAUGAAUUUUCCCUCCCAUUAGAUACCCAUUUCAACGGAAAUCUCUCUGGGCAAACUCCGAAUGGUAUGACAGUUUCUCUUGAUGCACAUUUGUCUUCGUCUCGCGCUCCAUUGCAGCUUGAUCAAUCUUACUGCGAUUCGUGCAUUUGUACUCCUGGAGACUCUGGAGAAAUCGACUUGACUAGCGCCGAUAAUGAACGAGUACCGUCUAAUCUGUGCUUCGUUGAUACCCAAGACCACUCUGGUGACCAAACCGGCCUUCUUAACCAGUCCCUUGUAAGCGAAUCUGGCCCGAUCAUUGACCAUUCACUCACCAAUCUGCACCCUCAAAACGAUGAAGAAAAAUCAUCACUUGGGCGACAACCAUCUUACGGUACCUCUCUACAAUCCGCUAGUGGCUCACAAAUUUCUGGACAGUCUUGUUCUGCUAGUUGGAUGCAAAUGGUAAUGGAACGGUCCUGUAACCCCGAUCUAAAGGCCCUUCUGAGCCGCGCAGCCGCUGCGAUUGAUUAUAAAUUGGUCUAUGGGGACAGCCUUCCAAUGGAUUCUUCCACGAGUUCCUUCUUACGACAGUUGAUUUCAGAGAAGACGGAAGCAUUGAACAAGGUAAAUUCGUAUGCAAUCAGCCGCUCAUUAAGCCAAGGUAAUUUGUUUGCUGCUGCGAGUUUAGCUGGCCUACGUCUGGCAUUAGAUCAAGCAGCGAAGUUUUUGCCAAAGCCUGAUGACACAAAUUCUCCAGGGAGGACGGAUGUUACACAAGCUAAUACACAGAUGCUCACAGAUGCGAACAUUUCUGGUUCAGGCGAUUCUAAUCAUCCGAAUACAACAACAUGGGCUCAGAGGCAUGGUAGUCGCGAAAGUUUAAAACGCCUAAGCUCCAAAUUGAAGGAAACAAGCACCACUGCUGUGACUAGACAGACCAACGCAGAUGUCCCUCCUUCGGAUCAAAAUGAUUCUAACCCAUGGCGGGUGAUGAAACGAGCAAGUGGAACUCUGAUUACAUGGAAUCAGUUAAAGCGUACCAUUAAAAAGGAACAGCCUUUGUCCAGAAUAGCAACGGUACGCAACAGCAGACGCGACCAGCGAGACGCGGAUAAUGAUCUCACUGCCAAUAUCACUUCUGAUACAUAUCUACCGGACGCUGAACAACUCUGCAAACCCUCUAGUCGCUCUCGCUCUCAGCCAGUCUCAACGAACCAUUAUAUGCAUCGUUUUUCUGGUACUUUACUCGAGCUGUUUAUGCGUGCAAAGGCCGAAGAGAUGAGUCUAGCGAAUCAUCAUCAGAAUUAUGGUUCAUCAGAAAAUGCGCCUCUGUCGAACCAUUUGAAGCAGAACACUACUGCACCGCGUUCUUCACUCCCGUACAAUCAUCAGCUACACAACAUCUCCAAUAAUCUGCUUAUCGAGGCAAGCAAGCAUCCUCUAUUGCGCGGUGAGCGGAUCCUUCCAAAGCAGCUGAACCCAUCGGACUUUUCACGAUUAUCAUCCAGCAUGAUUGCCACGCAGAACACACGGAUAGUUUAUAACUUUGGUGCUCAGUUCCCACCGUCUGAUGCAUCGUGUCAGAUGGCUGACUCAACAAGCUUCACCGGUCCCGCCCCCGUGAGAUGUGUUUCACCCGUGACUUCCGUCACACCGAUCACUCGGCGUGCACUAAAACCUGGAAAUUACGGGCCACUGAGACACAGUCAUCCAAGACCACAAUCUUAUGGUUCCAACAGAGCUGGAAAACAAGUACAGACUUCUCCCUCUUGUUCCAAGUCCUCAGGUUUGGCCACCUGUCUCACCGCUUCUGCUGGCCCAGAUUCCCCUUAUAUGGCAGCUUUGCGGGCUACCUGUGUGGCCGAUGGUUAUUCUGCUGGUUGGUUCGGGAAUCCACGUGCGUCUAUCGCCUAUCCAGGACUUGGAGUACUCUCGAUACCAAGACCAUCUCGCCUCACUAGCGGCUCCUUUUUGUCCCACACACUACCUGAUCUGUCAUUUCUGGGCCAAGCAGGUGCUGAGGAGGAGCGUAAAGGAACACCCACCAUGCCUAAACGCUUUGUUGCUUGCAGAUGCCGCACUCAAUCACAUGCUGCGGAGAACCGAUGCUCCAGAUGUGGUUGUCGCCCUCAGUCAGUCGCCCGUACUGGCUUAUUCAAAGCCAACAACCGCCUGUCUGGAAAAAGGAAGUCGAUGGAGCUGAAGACUUACUCUUUUCCUCCUGAUGCGAUUGAUGGGAACAAUACACUUUGCGCGGUGCCGGAUCUUGUAGCUGGUCAUCCUAGCCCCAUUUUGCGGCAAAGCACUUCUGAUAGUUCGAAUCCUGCGCCUGAUCGAAAUAUUUUCUCGAAAAACGCUGUUCAUUAUCAGCAUGGAGUUGACCGGUCACUAUCUGAGCCCGAUUUGACGUCAACCAGUCGCCUCACAUCGCGAUCGUUUAGGGAUAUUUCCUACGAAAAACCCAGUGUCCUCAUUACAUCCAGUAGUCAUGCUUGCUAUGAUUGGGACUCGACUAAAGGUUCUGGAACGUACAGUCCUCCUAACCGACCGAAAAAGAGCGUCAGUUUCAGCGGCCACAUUCGUCAGCUUCGUUUGCAUGCUGACCGGGCAGGCGCGAAUUCUCCUGCUUCCCCAGAACCGAAAGUGAUUCCGAGGAACUGGGGUCUUUAUGGCCAAGAAACUCCGUUGGCCGAAUUUAACCCCCGAAGCAGUCCUGGGCGUGACGUUCAGCAGCCAGGUCAACUUGCGCGGCAAUCUGAUGUGGAUGUUCGUUACCACGCGAUGGUCAGCGACGUCAUUAAAGCAGUCCAAGAAACAGUUGCUUACUAUUCCACCGCACCAUCAGCCGCCAACUCGGAUGUGCAACCUGUCCCCGAUGGUCGAUCAUGCGUUGAGCCUUUACCUUUCUCUACUGUGGCGAAUUUGGGUAGCACAGGGCGCCAGCCGCUGCUGGCCGUCAUUGGACCAUUGACCGUGCUCUUAUGUGACGGUCUCCUACCACCAACGAAGCCUAUUUUCAUAAGUAAACCCCGCACACGACUUUGGCAGAUGGUUGAGGAAAGCUGCAGACCCGGUCCCCUCACAGGUGUGGCCUACCGUGUGCUCACUGAUGCGGUAACUCAGGUCAAAGCAAUCACCAGUGUGACGUUGGAGAAGGCCAAAUUUAAGGCAUUUUUGUGUGCGUGUCUCAAUGCCAAGGCUUUACCUAUGUGGUUGAACGCUGUCAUUGCGAACGAGACUCUUUUGAAUCGGUUCUACUGUACCGAUGCCUUCGUACGCCAAUGUCGUACGAAUUUACGUGGUUUGUAUGCUGACCUACUCACUCAUUUGGAGCAACUAUUGGCAUAUCCGUUUAAUUUGGAUUUAACUGUGGAGGCUCGCAAGCCUCUCUUUGAUCACAAUUCAACAGCCCAAAAAUACUGUACACCUGGCCAUUCACCUCCCAGCUCUAAUGGACAAGUGGUAAACUCUGUUGCUAAGAAUGCACAACGGUCUCCAGCUCCUCCAGCUGUGGUCGUGACGCGAAAGACGCAUCCGACGGGCAACGCAGUUGGUCAGCUUCCCACUUGGUCGCGAUUCUCCCCACCGCCAUCCGGCUGCAGUAAUGGUGGCAACAGCAAUCUCGCCAACAUUCACCACUACCCGCAGCACCACCUGCCAGGACAACGGGUUGUCUCUGGUAAAACUGUCACCCGCAAUAUGCGCGCUGGUGUUACACAAAAUGAGGAUUUACAGGGAAGUAGUGCAUCAUCUGAUCUCCGCCUGCCGGAUUCUUCUAGAGCCAAGCGACCGACCAGCACUGCAGUGCCCGUCACCAGUCCAGUAUCCUCACAAGUUCGAGGACGCCUUAAGACUGCGUUAUCGACCUUUCGUCGAACCAAUACUGCGACUCCAUCACAGUCCUCUAAAACACCCGACGGAAUGGAUGCGACGAACCGCUAUGCUCUCGGUAGUGGUAUACCUAUGGUAGAUUCUGGCUCUCGGAUUCCUUGUAGACCCGAUGUAUGCUCACGGUCAAGGCCACCGAGAAAGGACAACACUGCAGUCGACCAGUGUGGUUCAAAAUUGAAGCAACCUUCGUCGAUCCCCGGGCCGCGCUGAGGCACUACUCUUUGGGUUUCUCUUGCACACAUGACCUUACUUUUGCAUUUAUCUUUUUCCUGGUGCAAUUAGGCACGCAUAGCGCUGCUCAGCAACCCCAUCACAUGGUUAUGGUCUACGGGUACUUUCCUGAUUAGCGACCUGACGGUGUUUGACUUUUGUUUUCCUUUUUGCCACGAUUUUUUGUUGCAGCUGUUGCUUGCUUAACAGCACUCCCAGUUCCGAUUCUGUGUUUGGUGCUCACUGCUCGUCUUUUAUCUUUUUCCACACUUGCUUCCUCUCCCAACAUUACGCUAUCGUGUCUUUCAAACAGCUCCCGCGACCACCAAUGAUAAUCUGUUUAAAGUUAUUCUUUUUGCACUCACAUCCAAAGGCCGCCAUCUCCAAAUUGUGAUGAACACCGUGACUACUCUUUUUUUAAUCAACAAUCGGGUUCUUUAUUCUCUUGACCAUUUCGGUACAAUGCAUAGCGCCUGUUUCCUCUCUAAUACUCUCUGCUCUCUUCUCUCGGAAGUUUUCUGCAAUUUAAUUUCUUCGCUUCUUUACCAGUAGCACUUUUCAUCACCGUGACAGCUAUCAAGAAUUUGCCCAUCUCAAAAUUUUACCUUUACAUCUAAUCAGUUUAUCAAUUGACGUUUGCAUUCGUUUGUCCGCAUAUCUGCUGUACACAUCCAUCUGAUCUCCUCAUUCGCCACUCUGUGUUGGCCGUUUUUAUAGGUUGUUAUUUCUACCCGAUCGAAUGAUGUAUGUGUAUGCCAUCCGUUCACUCCUCUGUUCUCAUGAUUCCGCCCGCUACUAUCACCUUCGUUCCUUUUUCCUUCAUCAAACGUUUGGUGACUUUACAUACACGCCAAUCUGUGUGCGGGGUUUUUUGACCAUACUAAUUUGCGAUUUGGCUGCUGUAGUGUCCCUUUCUCUAUGAUCAUUAACAUUUCUUCUCGACUU
Dicrocoelium dendriticum is the source of this 5357-nucleotide messenger RNA. The record is from the annotation of a GenBank genome assembly. Lineage: Eukaryota; Metazoa; Platyhelminthes; Trematoda; Plagiorchiida; Dicrocoeliidae.